AUGACCGUUUUAUCCGUCGCCAUCACACUGUCAUUCCAUCUGAAUUCAAAGCCCACAGACUUGGAGCGCCGUGUGUCGAAGCCCCUCGGCGCAGUGUUCUGGAUUUUAAGUGUUGUGAUGCUGGUGUUGGGAUUGUAUAGCGAGAAGGCGGCCAUUGUGCAGACAGGCUGGCGGACGCAGUUGGUGAGUUUUUCGCUUCGGAGUGUGAAGAUUGGUUAG
This is a messenger RNA of Pochonia chlamydosporia 170, 219 nucleotides long. RefSeq lists its product as hypothetical. The coding region runs from base 1 to 219 and encodes 72 amino acids. The record is from RefSeq and is a predicted model, not a curated record. The transcript is spliced from 2 exons. Lineage: Eukaryota; Fungi; Ascomycota; Sordariomycetes; Hypocreales; Clavicipitaceae.